AUGGAAUUGACAGACACUGAAAACGGCCAAAAAAAGAAGCAUUCAACGAGAAAUGAUAGAACACAAAGAAGCAUAAAUAACGAUCUGAAGAUGAAUGAUAAUCCCCAAAAAGAAAAAAAAUUAAGUGAUGAGACAAAAUAUACAGAACUUAAUAAUAAUAAAGUCACUGUUCUGUCAUCAGUUCGAUUCACACCUGAAAAUCGACCUUUCAUUGGUUUAAAAACUUGUGCAACCUUAAAACUUGAACCUGUGGAUAAACAGUUUAAUUUAAGUUCGAACCUAAAGCGUAAAGAUUUACAAGGAGAAUCUUUAGAUAAAGAAAACACGCCAGUGAAAAGAUUAAGAACUCCUGCAAUGAAAGUAAAGAGUAAUGAUAAGGAGUUAAUCAAAAUCAAAAAACCACAGAUUAGUGUAAAAUUUGAAUCUUCAAACAAAACAGCAUAUGACAUGAAGAACAAAACCGAAAAACGACAAAAUAAGGUGGGUACAUCACAGACAGACGACUUCGAAAGCAAGGUAAGAGAAUACGAAAGCUUGCUUUGUGAAAAUGAUAAAAAAGUGAAGAAGAAUGAGUACAAAACUGGAGAUACCGUCUUAACGCGUUAUUAUACUAAAUCUUGGAAAUACUAUGUUGGUGUGAUUGAAAAUGCUUAUUUGGCUACAAAAAAAUACACUAUAAAUUAUUACAAAACUAUCGGCAGAAAAGGAAAUGUUAAAUUUGUUGUUCCUAAACGAAAAGAUCAAGACUGCGUACCUGAAGUUUCAAUCGUUAAAGAAAUUGAACUGCUUCAGAUAAAUGAAGACCCCGAUGAGUAUGUGCUAAUGAACGACAGUGACGAGAUUUAUUUCUAA
Molecule: messenger RNA, 852 nt
Organism: Parnassius apollo (apollo)
Lineage: Eukaryota; Metazoa; Arthropoda; Insecta; Lepidoptera; Papilionidae
Source: the annotation of a GenBank genome assembly